UAUGUUGGAUAAAAAAUUAAAAGUGAAGGGUUUAAAUGUAUAAAUAAAUUUUAAUAGCACCUCACACAUUAAGUGGUAGUUGUAAAUCUUAUUUAUUUUUCUAAUAAAACUUUAAAUGAGUAAUAUUCAACCCGUCAAAAUAGUAUGGCAACACUAAACACAACAAAAAAAAAUAACGACCGAAAACGGAAUAACCAGUAAGUCCAGUAACCACCAACAUAGUCUAGAAAAGCGAAGCGCGUAACGUUUUGCUUCAUUGAUUUUUAUUAAAAUAUUACAAAUAAUGUAUUAAUACGUCCCGUUUUUCUAUAUCAUAUUUAAGAAGUUAAUAUAAGGUACAAGUUGUAGUUAGUGAAUUAGAAGUUUGGUGCAAGAUUAACAAAAUGAAAGAUCCUUUUGUAAACGACUCCGGUAUCGAUUCUCCCGCACGGGAUAGUAUGAGAAAUAUUGAAGGAUGUUACAAUAAAAACAUUUUUAAGGGUAAAUCUUUUGCUAAUUCACGUCGUGCCUUGCAAUCUGGAGCAGAGAAGAUUACGAGGACGUUCAAGAGCGUUAGAAACACCUUCGGAAAUUUAUCGCAGCAUUUUAGACUAAGCGGUCGUAGAAGACAUCGUCUAACUGAAGUUGGAUCUCCAUGCCGUAUGCCGACUACACCAGUUACUAAAAAGAAACAAUUUUCAGGACGUAGCCCGACCAAGCUAUACAGUCCGUUCGGAAUCGAGACUCCCCACAACAGAGACUUCAGAAUGUCUCCAUACAUGCCUGAUACUCCUGAAAAUGGGCUAUCUCCAAAGCAUCAUAAGGGCAUGACACACUCCUGGCAUAUCCUGGCCAAGAAACGUCCGAGAGUGCUUUUCCAUUAACAUUAUUAUUAAAUUACCCAAAAAUAUAUAAUAAUACCCACCGCUUAUGUCGUUAGUAACAGCAUUUUUACUGCAUUUAUUAAUGUAUUCUAAUGUCGUUUUGUUAUACAUUAUAAGUUUGUCUUACACUUACUUAGCUAGUGUGUAAUAUUAUUGUAACGAUAAAAAUGUAUGUCCUGCUAUAAAUGACCGCAGAGCCUCCUUUGUCCAAUUCUGUAAGUGAUACAGAUUUCUGACAUGUAUAUGAAAUGAUCUACAGUUAUAUUGAUUCACAAGUUUUUAUUGUGGACAAAACUCACCGUACAAUUGUAAAAUGUAACUAACUAAUGCUCAAGUAAACAAACAUUAGAUUUUUUAAUGUUUUGUUACUGAUUUAGGUUUGAUUCUACUCUAAAAUACGUCUCCUCGUGCAAAACUAUGGAUUUUACAACAUUUUUCAUCACUAAAUAUAUUGAUGAUGUCCAAAACAUUUGUUUCGGGACGGUAGGGAAAUAAUUUUUACAUGAAGUGAAAAGUUACGGCGGCUAUGAUAACAGUAUUAUAGUUAUAUUAUAAAAAUAUGUACGUUUUAUUAAAAAUAUAUAGCUAUUU
This is a messenger RNA of Danaus plexippus (monarch butterfly), 1454 nucleotides long. RefSeq lists its product as uncharacterized. NCBI's taxonomy places the organism in Eukaryota, Metazoa, Arthropoda, Insecta, Lepidoptera, Nymphalidae. The transcript is spliced from 4 exons. Bases 384 to 863 code for a protein of 159 amino acids. The record is from RefSeq and is a predicted model, not a curated record.